Chaetomium strumarium is the source of this 588-nucleotide messenger RNA. RefSeq lists its product as uncharacterized. Gene Ontology annotation, cellular component: endoplasmic reticulum. The coding region runs from base 1 to 588 and encodes 195 amino acids. NCBI's taxonomy places the organism in Eukaryota, Fungi, Ascomycota, Sordariomycetes, Sordariales, Chaetomiaceae. The transcript is spliced from 3 exons. The record is from RefSeq and is a predicted model, not a curated record. Gene Ontology annotation, biological process: sphingoid catabolic process.
AUGGCGGUGUCGCUCGACCUUGAACAGCAUCUCACCUCCUAUGGUGCGUACCACCAUAACCGGGUGAACGUAGUUAUUCACAUGGUUUGCGUGCCCCUGAUUAUGUUUUCGGCAUUUGAGAUCGCUUCCAACUAUGGCCCCUUCUUCGCCGUCCCGCCAUGGCUGCAAGUGGUACCGUACCUUGAGCCAAACCUGGGGGCCUUCGCAGCAACGGCAUGGGGCGGCUUAUACCUCCUCCUCGAGCCCGUUGCGGGAGGUGUGCUGGCCCUGAUCUGCCUCGCGGGAGCAGCCGGCACCAAUUACCUUCGCCAACAGGAUCCGGCCGGCACUACCAAAGCCGCUAUUGCCGUGCAAAUCGUGUGCUGGCUCUUGCAGUUCGUUGGCCAUGGCAAGUUCGAGGGCAGAGCCCCUGCCUUGCUGGACAACUUGUUCCAGGCCAUCUUUCUGGCGCCCCUGUUCGUCUGGCUCGAGGUGCUGUUCAUGCUUGGCUACCGACCCGAGCUCAAGAAGCGCGUCGACAAGGCCGUCGAGAUCGAGGUCGCUAAAGUCCGCGAGCGGAAAGCGAAGAAGCUUGCCAAGGCCGAGUAG